AGCUAAACUGUAACUGCUAAACACGAGAGGAUCCUUGUACAGUGUGUUUCAGAUUAUUCAGGUACAGUUUUUUUCAAUACAAACAUCGGUUUACAUAUACAGCUAUGCUUGAGGAAAGUAUGGACAAGCCACACAUAGUUACGUGCACCGCUCCUGUGAAUAUAGCUGUCAUCAAAUACUGGGGGAAGAGAAAUGAAGAAUUAAUUCUACCCAUUAACUCAUCUCUGAGCGUCACAUUGCAUCAAGACCAGCUGAAAACAACCACAACAGUUGCAUCCAGCAGAUCAUUUCAGGAAGAUCAAAUAUGGCUCAAUGGCAAAGAGGAGGACAUAACUCAUCCAAGACUACAGUCCUGUCUUAGAGAGAUUCGACGAUUAGCAAGGAAGAGACGUAAUGACGGGGACUCCGGUUUGGAUUCGACUGGUUUGUCUCACAAGGUCCACAUCUGCUCUGUUAAUAACUUCCCCACUGCUGCCGGGCUCGCCUCCUCAGCUGCUGGAUUCGCUUGUCUAGUCUCCUCUGCUCUUGCAGUUUACACUCUGGCCCGGGUGUUUGGCGUAGAGGGGGAGUUGUCUGGGAUUGCUCGGCAAGGCUCAGGCAGCGCAUGCCGGAGUAUGUAUGGAGGGUUUGUCCAGUGGAUAAUGGGACAGAAAGAUGAUGGCAAGGACAGUCUAGCCCAGCAGGUGGAGCCAGAGACUCAUUGGCCUGAGCUCAGAAUCCUUGUACUAGUGGCCAGUGCUGAGAGGAAGCCAGUGGGCAGCACCUCUGGGAUGCAAACCAGUGUACAAACAAGCUGUCUCUUAAAGCACCGGGCUGAGUCUGUCGCCCCAGGCCGGAUGGUAGAGAUGAUUGAAGCGGUGCGAAGAAAGAACUUUGCUGCAUUUGCUGAACUAACGAUGAAGGACAGUAACCAGUUCCAUGCCACCUGCCUUGACACAUACCCUCCUAUCUUCUACCUCAGCAGUGUGUCUCAACAGGUUAUCACUUUGGUGCAUCGGUAUAACAGCUACUACGGGGAGACAAGGUUGGCCUACACAUUUGAUGCAGGACCCAACGCUGUGAUUUUCACUCUACAGCAGCAUGUUCCUGAGUUUGUUCAGGUGGUUCAGCAUUUCUUCCCCCCAGAGACUAACGGAGGACAGUUUAUUAAGGGUCUUCCAGUUAACUGUACCGAUCUUCCUGAGGAGCUGAAACAGGCUAUUGGUCUAGAGCCCAUGCCAAAGGGAAUAAGCUACGUUAUUAGUACCAAGGCUGGACCAGGUCCUUGUGUUGUGGAGGAUCCCACUCAGCAUCUACUUGAAUCUGAUGGGUGGCCUAAGAAAACUGAGUGAUGCCCUGCAGCCCUAAACGGACUAAGUUCCACAGAGCAAUAACGAAGCCAAUUCAGCAGAGAUAACAAUUUGCAUUAGUCAUACUGUGUGUAACUAGGUAAUGCUAAUAUGUCUUUCUUUAAUUAUCAAACUGCACUGGCGUGUCUCUCCUCAUCUCUUUAUCGCCCAUGUAUGCUCUUGUAUAGCUCUCUACAUUUCUCAGUAUCUACAGGCUUUGAGCAAUGCACCUUGAGCAAUGCACAGAACCAUAAAUACAGUUCACCACUGCAGCAGACCUUGUGCUCUCUGACCUGAGCAAAUGCUUGUGUCUAUGAGGCUUUGAAUUUAUGAAUGUGUCCGUGUGUGUAAGGAGGGUGUUAUAAUUGUGGUCACAUUGUUCUCAUUUUCAUCUUGUUAAAACAUCAUUUCAGACUGAAGUUAUGUCAACAUUAAAUAAAAUAUAUUUUUACUCAA
Molecule: messenger RNA, 1784 nt
Organism: Siniperca chuatsi (mandarin fish)
Lineage: Eukaryota; Metazoa; Chordata; Actinopteri; Centrarchiformes; Sinipercidae
Gene: mvda
Product: mevalonate (diphospho) decarboxylase a
Exons: 10
Coding region: 105-1331 (408 amino acids)
Biological process (GO): isopentenyl diphosphate biosynthetic process, mevalonate pathway; isoprenoid biosynthetic process
Cellular component (GO): cytosol
Molecular function (GO): ATP binding; diphosphomevalonate decarboxylase activity
Source: RefSeq, a predicted model, not a curated record